CCCACACCCAGUCCCACACACACACCCAGCCCCACACACACACCCAGCCCCCCACACUGCCCCACACACAGCCAGCCCCCCACACCCAGUGCCACACACACGCCCAGCCCCCCCCACACAGCUAGCCCCCCCACCCAGCCCCCACACACACCCAGCCCCGCCACACCCAGCUCCCCCACACCAAGCCCCCCACAGACACCCAGUCCCACACACACACCCAGCCGCCCCACAACCAGCCCCACACACACACCCACUGCCCAGAUCACGGCCACAGCGGGAGGGAGCCAGCGUCGUGGCUUUAUGCGGCGGAGCAAGUUGAGGCUCCCGAGGGACUUGCCAGAGAGCACAGGGGAAUGA
Molecule: messenger RNA, 357 nt
Organism: Artibeus jamaicensis (Jamaican fruit-eating bat)
Lineage: Eukaryota; Metazoa; Chordata; Mammalia; Chiroptera; Phyllostomidae
Exons: 4
Source: RefSeq, a predicted model, not a curated record